CGAAAUUUUACCAUUAUCACAAAACUUUCUAUGAUAUGCGCAUUGGAAUAUCUUGCUAUGCCCUUAAGGCGUCCAACCAAGCAACCGUCAGUCUCCCGACACUCUGCCGCCCAAGUAGGACAAGGUAGGAGCCCACCUAUUUGAGUACAGUAGUGCAACCGAGGGAGUAGGUAGACCCCUGCCGACAUCUCCAACGUGCCCCUCAGUGUGACGUCUAAACUGAUCCCUUUCCUGGGGAGAAGCAACCUAAAUUUCCCCAUGCAUUAUUUUAUUUGCCUGACAACCUGCAACGCGUAAUUCCAAUUGAACCAUACUUACAAGAACAAGCUUCUCAAUAUUUAGUCGACAUAUACGGCAGUCGAUCAGUUUGUUAAAAUCUGGGGAAAUCAUAAUGAACAACUUCGGCGUCGUCGAGGUCGCUAGCACGCGCACCACAAACGCGCCAGGAUGGGCAUACGUCCCAGACACGGGCAUCAACCCGGCCGUCGCCGCGCUGCAGCCUACAAACCGCAAGCGCGCAGCCCGUAACAACCGUGUCUCCGGUAAACCGAGCCUCACAGAUCUGUCGGCAAGGCAAGAGGCUGCGGUGCGCAAGGAAGUUGAGCAGCUGGACCGUGAUGCCUUCAAGGAUGCUGCUAUCCCUGUACCGGCACGCACUGGUGGAAGUAGAGCUUCCAACAAGCAUACGCCCAACGUCCGAAAGAUCCUCAUGUCGCAAAAGACAUUUGCCAACCACGUCAGCGACUACGAAGCUCUCCAAGGCUCCGCCGAGGCCACCUCAUCGGCCGCCACACCGCGUCCCUCGCAACCCCACACACCGGCAGCGUCAACGCCAGCGCCCACAACCCGAACAGGCAGCUCGGCAAACAAAAAGAAGAAACCAGCACAUGCCCCACCGCAGCCGCCACCUCCGCCGGCGGCCGCGGACGUUGACGACGUCGACAUGGCCGACGCCCCGCCUCUGCAAGACGACCGGACCAUUCUGCCCCCCUACGCGGGGAGGACGCCCGCCCCUCACCGUCUAGACGACGAUCCGUUGCUGAGGAGUCACGUCCCCAAGGUUCCAACAGAUAAUGACCUCCGGCCUCUGCUGCUCGCCCCGCCCAUGCCUUACCCGGAACUGAUGGCACGCGCGAGCGCCGCGGAGGGUGACAACGAGGACGACGACGACUCAUUAGCACGCAGAAGGUACCCGAUGCGCGUGUUCUGCUCCGUGUGUGGAUAUUGGGGCAAAGUCAGGUGCAUCAAAUGCAACACUCGUGUGUGUGCGCUCGACUGUCUGGAGGUGCAUCGUGAAGAAUGUGUUACUAGAUACGGGCUGUAACGAGACACUCGAUUCCUUGAGUUUCUCUUGACGGUGGAACCGUACUCCUCACAAAAUUUCGUCUGUGCUGUGCUAUACUGUACUACCAAUAUCUUGAUACCCGUAGAAAUUUGGACCCAAUGUUCAAUGUGUCGUA
Molecule: messenger RNA, 1460 nt
Organism: Pyricularia oryzae 70-15
Lineage: Eukaryota; Fungi; Ascomycota; Sordariomycetes; Magnaporthales; Pyriculariaceae
Exons: 2
Coding region: 392-1324 (310 amino acids)
Biological process (GO): chromatin remodeling
Cellular component (GO): Swr1 complex
Molecular function (GO): nucleosome binding
Source: RefSeq, a predicted model, not a curated record